UCGACGAGUUAACAACCAAAUAAACUUCUACAUCAUGUCUGGCCGUGGCAAAGGUGGCAAAGUUAAGGGGAAGUCCAAGACUCGUUCAACCAGAGCUGGUCUUCAGUUCCCAGUUGGACGUAUUCAUCGUCUCCUGCGUAAAGGAAAUUACGCUGAACGUGUUGGUGCUGGAGCACCAGUUUAUUUGGCUGCAGUAAUGGAAUACUUGGCUGCUGAGGUUCUUGAGUUGGCAGGCAACGCUGCUCGUGACAACAAGAAGACCAGGAUCAUUCCUAGACAUUUGCAAUUAGCCAUCCGUAACGACGAGGAGUUGAAUAAACUUCUGUCAGGAGUGACUAUUGCCCAAGGCGGUGUUCUUCCUAACAUCCAAGCUGUUCUCUUGCCCAAGAAAACCGAAAAGACCAGCUCCUAAAUCACUGAAGAAUCGGCCCUUUUCAGGGCCACAAAA
Diachasmimorpha longicaudata is the source of this 448-nucleotide messenger RNA. RefSeq names its product histone H2A-like. NCBI's taxonomy places the organism in Eukaryota, Metazoa, Arthropoda, Insecta, Hymenoptera, Braconidae. Gene Ontology annotation, biological process: heterochromatin formation. Bases 35 to 412 code for a protein of 125 amino acids. Gene Ontology annotation, molecular function: protein heterodimerization activity; DNA binding; structural constituent of chromatin. The transcript has a single exon. The record is from RefSeq and is a predicted model, not a curated record. Gene Ontology annotation, cellular component: chromatin; nucleosome.